AUGUUCAACAAACUUUCGGCUCUUCUCGCCGUUGCUUUGAUUGGCUGUGCGGGCGCGGCGGACUACGUCCUGGCGUGGUCUGGAACCUGCGCGACGACGUCGUCGAACAGUGUCGUCUUCACAAUCUUCGGCACGGCUAGCUCCAGCGGAUGGCUGGGUUUUUCGGUGAUGUCUCCAGGGAAUGACCGCGCGACAAACAUCAAAGACAAAAACGGCAUCAUCCAGUUCAACUUGAACAUCACCACUGAUGGAAAAGUGAUCAUGAACGAUAAAAUCAAGAAUCUCGGGUGGCGUGGGGCGAAGAAGAGGAUCGAGAAAACGCAAUCAUUCUUCACUACCGGCAACCCCUACUCCUUCACCGUUACCUUCGUCAAGGCGCAGAAUUACCAGUGGACACUGGCCGCUACCGGAUUUACCUCGGUUUCGAUGAAGACACGGCUGAAGGGCCGAAGUUGGCCAACAUAUUCCGUGACUGGGGAACCAUUGGCAGCACUACAAACA
Messenger RNA from Mesorhabditis spiculigera, 501 nucleotides. Lineage: Eukaryota; Metazoa; Nematoda; Chromadorea; Rhabditida; Rhabditidae. The record is from the annotation of a GenBank genome assembly.